Messenger RNA from Drechmeria coniospora, 1110 nucleotides. RefSeq lists its product as uncharacterized. Lineage: Eukaryota; Fungi; Ascomycota; Sordariomycetes; Hypocreales; Ophiocordycipitaceae. The transcript has 2 exons. The record is from RefSeq and is a predicted model, not a curated record. Bases 1 to 1110 code for a protein of 369 amino acids.
AUGCUAGGCGCUGCGUCAUGCCCCCCCCGGUUCCGCCUCUCAGCUACCACUCGUUCCACUUCCCUCCAUCCGCAUACCUCGCAGACGCUCGUGGCAACCUUGGGUUCAUUUCCCCCCUUGUUUUCCUCCGCAUUACCGGUCGGUUCUCUCGCCCUCACCGUCGCCGUCCGACUCGCAACCGACCCCGACCCUCCGCCCACGCAGGCGAUAGUCGACCCGGUUCCCACGAGAAUUCGCACAGCAGCGGCUUGCAACAAAGGACAAACAGCGGCCAUGAAGCUCCUCGCCCACCUCGUCGCGGGUCUCGCCGGGGCUGUCGGUGCCACGCAGGCGCCCCUCUCGCUCCUGGACAACUCGGCCGAGGUGUCUCGGAUCCCGACGAGCUACGAGUCGGCCGUCAUGGGCCGGCGUAUCCUAGCACUGUCCAAGCUCGGCACCUUCUCGACCGUCUUCCCUGCCGACUCGUCCGCCGGCGGGUUGGAGCGACGACCGGCCGGCUUGGGCGGCAUGCCCAUCGGGUUGAUGGACUAUCUUGCCGACUGCGAGGAGGACGGCAACCCGACGGUGCUGGCCAUCAAGAUCGGCACGACGUUCAAGAAUGCGCGGGCGGGGUCGAACAUUUCCGUCUCGAUGCGCUGGGUCCCCCCUUACCCGCCGAGAAAACGGAUCGCGCUGCUCUCCCGGCUCUCCCACUACCUGCCCUUCCUCUCUCGCCACAGUCCCUACGACGACGAGAGGGCGACGGAACAGGCGAGCACGCCCGACACGGCUCCCUACUCGGCCGCCAACCUGCCUCGGUUUUCCAUGGUCGGCUACCUCGAGAAGAUGGAUGCCGACGUGGCGACGGCGGCGAAGAUGACGGCCUGCUACACGAAGAAGCACCAGGAUGCUCGAUACUGGCUGCCAGGCAACGCCAUCCACGAGAGCGAGUGGAUGAGACUCGUCGUCACCGCCGUCUACUGGAUUGGAGGCUUCGGCGACAGGGCCUACAUCGGCUGGAUACCCGUCGAGGAGUGGAGGAAGGUGACGCGGCGCGAGUGGGAGUCGAUUCAGCUGCCCGGGGAGAGGAAGGGCUGGAGCGAGUGGACGGUCGAUGGCGGGGAGUUGUGA